Penicillium roqueforti is the source of this 2472-nucleotide messenger RNA. RefSeq lists its product as uncharacterized. Gene Ontology annotation, cellular component: nucleus. Gene Ontology annotation, molecular function: DNA binding. NCBI's taxonomy places the organism in Eukaryota, Fungi, Ascomycota, Eurotiomycetes, Eurotiales, Aspergillaceae. The transcript has a single exon. Bases 1 to 2472 code for a protein of 823 amino acids. The record is from RefSeq and is a predicted model, not a curated record.
AUGUUUCCUGUUAGACUAAACCGCGACGAUAGGAAGUCGAAGACCAUCAAGGGCACGAAGAGCAAGACAAACAAGACAAACAGGAAGACCUCAACCAAGGACCCCGAGGAUCCUCCCACGGCUCGCUCAUCAACUUCCCAACGCAGGUCCUCCAUGCCUGGACUCGAGAAGUCGGAGGCAGCCUCGUUCCUUGAGUCGAGAACUAGUCUACCGUAUCCUACCUUCUCGAAGGCCCACAGCAAGGAAGGCGUCCGAGCGAGUAUUCCUACCCCGGACCCGACCGACUUGACACAUGACGAGGGGAAGAACGGUCACCGCGAGGAUCACCAUGCGCCUCCUAGUCCGCCCCUGACUGGUCUCGACCAAGAGUCGAGGAAGGGCAGUAUUGGGAAAGGCAGUAUUAUCAACGAGGAUGAGAAGGAGACAGACAAACCCAAGAAGAGAACAAGUAUCAAAAUCAGAGCCUCCGAAGUCAACAGGUCCUCAUCGAGUCUCCGGUCGAAACCAGAUGAUACCACCAAGUCCAAGUCCAGCAAGACGUCACGAACGGAGACCCCUACAAAACACAGAACGUCCAAGGAUGAGGGUGAAGCUUUGCCUCGAUCAUCGAGUUACAAGUCUAAGACGAAGGUUUCCGAUGACAGAACGCUGCCCAAACGAUCGAGUCGCUCGACAAUGUCUGCCUCACAGUCGAACGUCACACUUCGUGAUAACGGUGGAGAGUCAGUCAACGGGUCUGAUGCAACGUCUAUUGCCCCUAAUCAGCAGCAUUCGGCGCCACGAAAACCCAUGACCCCGCCCGCGAAGCCUCCCUCUCGCACGCAGAACCGAUCGGCCAUGUCCCGUCGUCGCACUGCUAGCGACGAGUCGAUCGAUUUUGUGAAACCAGUGAAUCCAAAUUCGUUCGGCGCACCCCCGCCGCCCCCACCUCCACCUGAAAUGCCUGCUACUAUCCCUCGAGUCGAUUAUUUGCUGAAAAAUGGUGGUCUGGAAAACAAGGUCUCGAGGGCACUGCUGGCUAGCCUCGGGCAAAAUGAUCCAUUUUCACAAGGACAACCUCAGUCCCAGGCUAACGCCGGCAAAAUCUUUGAUCCAUAUCACCGUUUACUAGACGACUACCAAAAGGUCAUGAGUAAGAAUGGAUCUCUGGCCGUGGCAACAGGCUAUCGGUCUGUCGCCCGGCGUUUAUUGGAUCGCCUCGAAGCCGUGUUCGCGCGCGACAUCUCUUCGGAGCCAUGUAGCUGUCAGAUAUGCGAUCGAACGGAGGCAGACGGUCGACCUGAUGGGGUGAGCUGGGGCGAGGUUUUGGAGCUCGUGUCUGGCCGCAGGGAACUUCCUAUGUGGCCUCCCUUCACGAUGGCACCAACCACCGUAGAUACCGGCGUGCCAGGCGAUGAGCAUAUUCCAAUGCAGAAGCUUGACGUUGACGUUCCUGAGGAAUACCGGGACCACUUCAUACGGCAAUCUCGAAAGACGAAGGUCGCUGUCGACAAAUGGCUUUAUGAGCAGAAAGAUCCAGGCACCAGUGCUCCCAACGAGGUCGACGACGAAACGUUGACCUUCGCCAUGCUUACGCAUCUCGAACCCCGCCAGCGGUCGUUGUUAUGCUCUUUGCUCGGCAUCAAUUCCUCUACUCCUGUCCCGCGGUCUGACGAUGAGAUGCCCCGGCACAAGCCUUCGGCGCUUAUCUCAUCGGCCUCGGCCAUCCAGCGUCUUUACCGACUACCCUCCCUCCCUCGCGAUCCAGAAACUGCUAUGUACAUGUUGAAUAACCCUACACUCCACCAUGUCCUCGCCACCCUUUCCGCCAUCAGCGAUGACGAGUGGGAAAUUCUCAUCUCCGGCCGCUUCGACGGAUUCCUCCGCAGCGGCGCAGAAGACCCAGGCCCCACCACCGGCGCUCGCUGGAGCGGAAGUCGCUCCAACACACCCUUAGGCGGCAGUGUCUCCCGAGGACCGACACCCAACUAUAUGGACGGCAGCUUCCGACCCUCAAGCCAAGUUAACGGCGCACCCUCAUCCCCCGCCUCGUUCGGCGGGCCGAUUGCUCUAGACGAGGAAACCGAAAUCGCCGCCUUAGCAGAAGUCGAGCGCGACAUUUUCCUCGGAAUGGAAGCCCUUGAAGAUGCUUUCGAAGCCCUCCACUGCAAAGCUGAAGUCGUUCGACGUGCAUUGCGCGAACGCGGCGCCGGCCUCUCCGUGGCAAGCCAAAGCCGCCGGGGUUCCUUCGUCGAAGCGCGCCUAGGCACACCCUUCUCGGGUGUCGGAACGUGGGAAAGCGGUGGUGAAGACGACUUCCUCGACGACGAGUGCUCUCUUGCGCCCGAUGACUCGGCUAGUAAUAUCAGCUCGAACCGGCGUCGUCGGCCUAAGAGACGCACGGAGCGACGCACGCCUGCGCCUGUCGAGGAGGAAGACGAGGAAGAUGAUGGUCUUGGCCGUCGAGAUACGCGUCCCUCGAGGCGUAGAUAG